Rhodotorula graminis WP1 is the source of this 789-nucleotide messenger RNA. RefSeq lists its product as uncharacterized. The record is from RefSeq and is a predicted model, not a curated record. NCBI's taxonomy places the organism in Eukaryota, Fungi, Basidiomycota, Microbotryomycetes, Sporidiobolales, Sporidiobolaceae. The transcript is spliced from 2 exons. Bases 1 to 789 code for a protein of 262 amino acids.
AUGCCGACCCGCCGAGCGCUCCCUCUUCGAAUCGCCGCGCUCGUCGUGAGCGCUUGGACCCUCGCCGGCGUCGCCGCCGGCAACAACGCGCCGCCGUUCUCGACCCAGAUGUCGCUCGACGGCGAGGACCUCCUCAGCGUCUGGUUCGAGCGCAACGGCUACGCGUACAAGUCCGACUCGGCGUUCGAGUGCGAAAAGUUCCAGCUCCUCUUCUUCGGGUCGGCGGCACCACUUUCGCUCGACGUCCUGCGGUUCCCUCUCCCGCUCAACGAGUCGGCGUACGAGGUCCUGCACUACCUCGGCGACUGGGGCGACGUCGCGCCGGGCGAGGUCGCGACGUGGGACACGCGCGGCGCAGAAGUCGGCGACGAGUUUGUCGUGCGGCUGCGCGACGACGAGGGCAGGGUGUCGUACUCGGAGCCAGGCAUGGUCGUCUCGCCCGAGGACUCGUUCCCGUCGAGAGAGUGCACACCUCGCCCCGGCUGGACGCUCCUCGGCGCCACCUGCGCCGCGCUCAGCAUCGUCUGCUUCGCGCUCGCCGUCGCCGUCGUCUUUAGCUGCGGCGAGCACGCGCAGGAUUGCUUCAGCCGGGCACGCCGAAUCGCGGUCGACGGCGGCGACGGCGAGCCCGUCCCACCUAUCCUGCCGUCGGCGUACGUCGCACCGACGAGGCGCCACAAGCGGACGAGCUACGAGAAGAUCAAGGUCAGGGAGGAGGGUGCGCGCAUCGACGAGGACGAGGCAGAGUUUGUCGGGACGUCGCCGGUGAGGAAGGCCGGUCGAGGUUGA